AUGACCAUCCAAGCGAAGAAAAUUGUGACGAUAUUUGGAGGGACUGGAAACCAGGGCAGUAGUGUGGCACGUUCCUUGCUGGCACAUAAAGAGAAGAUCUUUCACGUUCGUGUAGUCACGAGGGACCCUCAAUCAGACAAAGCGGAAGCUAUCGCGUCGCUCGGAGUGGAAUUAGUUCAAGCAGAUGGACUCAACUCUCGUGAAAUGACAAAUGCCUUUGCUGGCAGUUGGGGGGUUUUUAUCAACACCAAUUCUGAUGAUGAGGUAAUGUCACAAUGGAAAGUCGCAUGCUCAGUAGCUUUAAAGUCACUGGAUGGUCCUAGUGACUAUGACCUUGGCGUAUCGGUCAUCGAUUCUGCAAAGAAAGCAGGUGUUCAACAUGUGGUUUACAGCUCCGGACCUUCCAUCACGAGCGCUACGAAAGGCAGAAUGCAUCUUGAAGGCUUCGAGACCAAGUACCACGUCGAGCAAUAUGGGCGUAAGAAAGGGUUCACGAGCUUCACCCCAAUUCUAUGCGCCUCCUUUAUGGAGUGUUUUUUCUACGAUCCAUUCGUGGAUGCCUUCGGUGGGUUUCCUUGGAACCCCGACCCAGAAACAGGAGAAGUGGUCUUCCGCACUCCGGCCUACGGGGGAAAAGGCGAUAUGCCCUGGAUCAGUUGUGAGGAUGACCUCGGAGACAUCGUGCAUGGUAUCUUUUUGAACCCGUUCAGAUACGACCAGAUAUUGGUUCAGGCCACGAGCCAGCAGAUUACAAUGUCUGAUGUGGCAGCUUCAUAUACACAAGCCACUGGCAUUCCUGCUCGGUACGAGGAACUGCCAUCCUGGUCUAGUAUCAAGCCCAAUGGGACAAGGUGCCGAGCCGAAACGCGCCAAAUGUUCUGGUACAUGAAGUAUUGCGGUGGCCGCUGGUUUGCAGAACACGAGAGCGACAUGUCUACCGCGGUCGCAUUGAAGAAAUCAGCAAUGUUGUCUCGGGGCCAGGAGGGGGGUCUUGUUACAUUUCAGGCUUGGUUUAAGAAGGCGCAAGUCCUGAGAGACCGAAAUGUAUGA
Penicillium maclennaniae is the source of this 1050-nucleotide messenger RNA. Its product is annotated as NmrA/HSCARG family protein. The record is from RefSeq and is a predicted model, not a curated record. The transcript is spliced from 5 exons. The coding region runs from base 1 to 1050 and encodes 349 amino acids. NCBI's taxonomy places the organism in Eukaryota, Fungi, Ascomycota, Eurotiomycetes, Eurotiales, Aspergillaceae.